GAGAAAGAGAGAGAGAGAAAGAGAGGGAGAGAAAGAGAGAAUGUGGGGAUUGCUCUAUUGGAACUUUGGGGCCAAUAGCACAGACACACUGAAUGAUCACAACCGGAGUUCUAUUUUCUACUUUAAAAAAAGCACCAGGAGUUAAAAAUGACGAACAAUUGUUAUAUCAUCAUCAAAGUUUAUUGCUUUUCUCUCACUCUCUCUGUCUCUCCCUCCACUCCUUGCUCCACGUGAGUAUGUGAAGUAGCUUUUAUGGUGGUCAGUCAGGAGUGUCUCUCUUAGUGAAUAUAAAAGCUGACUCAGCUUGUGUCUCCAUCCGCCUAUUGCCUUGUUUUGUUUUGUUUUUUUAAUUCUAAAGGGCGGCGCAUCAUGAGAGGAAGUGGAUGUCUCUCUCUCUCUCUCUCUCUUAGCACACUAUGAAUCAGAACAACAUGUCUAGGAUGGAGUGAAGCUUGCGUUACCGUCCAGGGAAGGAGUAACAGAAUGGGCUCCUGGCUCUGCCCGGUGGAACUUGGCGCUGACCUGCACUAAUGGGUUCCUGACUCUGUCCAGCGGAUGCUAAACUGUGCUGAUCUGCUCGUGUUAUGGAGUCCAGCAGAUUGGCCGUAACGUUCAGGAGAGGACAUCUCGUCAUUGACCCUGUGACUCAGUGGGCUUGUCUCUGAUAGUGGUGAAGGGGUUGACCCCUCCUCGAGUGUCAGCAAUGGUGAUUCAGGGAAUGGAAGUCUUUGCUAUUACUGUGGUGGUCUUGAUGUUUUUUUUGGUGCUCAAGCAGUUUGGAAUCUGGGAGCCUCUCUCUCUCGAAGAUGACAUCAGUGAGAGCGAGCUGGAACUGGCCACCGUCCGACACCAGCCCGAGGGACUGGACCAGCUGCAGUCCCAGACCAAGUUCACCCGCAAGGAGCUGCAGUCGCUCUACAGAGGCUUCAAAAAUGAAUGCCCAAGUGGUCUGGUGGAUGAAGAAACCUUCAAGAUGAUAUAUUCCCAGUUCUUCCCACAAGGAGAUGCCACCACAUACGCACACUUCCUCUUCAAUGCAUUUGAUACAGACCGAAGCGGCUCCAUACGCUUUGAGGACUUUGUAAUAGGUCUCUCAGUGCUUCUAAGAGGCUCAGUGAAUGAGAAGCUGCGAUGGGCCUUCAACCUUUAUGACAUCAACAAGGAUGGCUACAUCACCAAAGAGGAGAUGCUGGCCAUUAUGAAGUCCAUAUAUGAUAUGAUGGGAAGAUACACGACCCCCAGCGUCAAAGAGGAUGCCCCGUUUGUGCAUGUCGAGAAGUUCUUCCAGAAAAUGGACAAGAACAAAGAUGGAGUCGUCACCUUUGAUGAAUUUAUAGAGACAUGUCAGAAGGAUGAGAACAUCAUGUGUUCUAUGCAGCUGUUUGAGAACGUCAUCUGAAGCUCGACGUUCUGCGUUCUUCAUUCUGUGUUCCUACUCCUGCACUCUGCGUCUGGACCCAGGCGCUCCAUGGGACUUUCACCACCAGGAGGAGCUGUUGUCUCUAUGAAAAGAGAUGGGAGGAAAGCCGACGCUAAAGACUUAUUAAUAAAACACAGGAGUGAUGCUUGGAUUGCUAACAUCACUCACACUGUGGACUGACAUGAAAGACUUAACUCUGCAGUCGUUUGCAUGCUUGCCUAAAGUUCUUAGGGAGUUUUUCGCUAAUGUGUAAACUCCACUCCUCUGCAGCCUCACAGAUGACACAUGCACUACUUCCUUUUUGAAGCACUUAACAUGACCUUUCGAGCUAAAUGACCAUGAUGACCACUGCAUUGGUACUUUUGUUUUGUUAGUGGUGUUUGAUUUUUGUUGCAUGAUAUUCAUUGUCACUGUUGAACAGUAGCCAUGUCUACUGUGAGAGGUCCCAGAUUAACUUAUUUUUUCCAUGUUAUUCAUAUUUUAAUGUAUUUUUUAACAUAUUACACUUAAAUGCAUGAUUUUGUCUUUGGAAGAUUCUGGCAAGUUUUGUGUUCUCUUUGAAAUGAGAGCAAAUGAAUAAGACCUGUGUAUUAAAGUACACAUUAAAGUACAUAUUAAAGUGUAUUAA
Messenger RNA from Alosa sapidissima (American shad), 2048 nucleotides. Its product is annotated as calsenilin-like. Gene Ontology annotation, molecular function: potassium channel regulator activity; RNA polymerase II cis-regulatory region sequence-specific DNA binding; DNA-binding transcription repressor activity, RNA polymerase II-specific. The transcript has 9 exons. The coding region runs from base 704 to 1399 and encodes 231 amino acids. NCBI's taxonomy places the organism in Eukaryota, Metazoa, Chordata, Actinopteri, Clupeiformes, Clupeidae. Gene Ontology annotation, biological process: regulation of potassium ion transmembrane transport; negative regulation of transcription by RNA polymerase II. The record is from RefSeq and is a predicted model, not a curated record. Gene Ontology annotation, cellular component: voltage-gated potassium channel complex; nucleus.